Rasamsonia emersonii CBS 393.64 is the source of this 1029-nucleotide messenger RNA. RefSeq names its product Endonuclease/exonuclease/phosphatase family protein. The transcript has a single exon. Gene Ontology annotation, molecular function: 3'-5'-RNA exonuclease activity. NCBI's taxonomy places the organism in Eukaryota, Fungi, Ascomycota, Eurotiomycetes, Eurotiales, Trichocomaceae. The record is from RefSeq and is a predicted model, not a curated record. The coding region runs from base 1 to 1029 and encodes 342 amino acids.
AUGACGGGACCGUGGAUGGGAUUCUUCCAUGGGAUCCUGCUCCUCUUCUGCCUAAUACCCGCGAGUCUCGCGUCCGGAGAGCUCCAGCUGAACCAGUGGAUCGCAAUGAGAUCAAGAGCAGAACUGCCUAUCCGGAUCCUAACCCAUAACAUCCGCUACGCAACAUCCGCCCCCUUCAAGGGGGAGAAACCCUGGGCGGAACGAAAACAGCGAUUGAUCAAUGAACUGCGGUUCAAUACGCAGCAUAACCUAGAGUCAUUUAUCUGCCUUCAAGAGGUUCUCCAUGUCCAGCUGGUAGACAUCCUAUCGGGAUUGAACAAAGGUUCCCCAGCCUCUCCCGACUCGCAAUGGCAGUAUAUAGGUGUCGGAAGGGACGACGGCCACGAGAAAGGAGAAUACUCGCCCAUCUUCUAUCGCCCAGCCAUCUGGAAGCUCCGACACUGGGAGACGGUGUGGCUCUCGGAAACCCCAGAGAAACCAUCCAAAAGCUGGGACGCAGCGUCGAUUCGCAUUGUCACCAUUGGUGUUUUCACGCACCGUGCGAGUUCCAAAACGGUACUGGCACUAAAUACCCACCUUGACGACCAGGGAUCACGAUCGCGAUUCGAAGCAGCCCACAUUAUCCUCCGCAAGAUCAAUGAUUAUCUCACGGGAGAAUAUGGAGGAAGCAUAUCGGGGGUGUUCCUGUCGGGCGAUCUGAACAGCAACGAGACCCAAGAGGCCUACCAGGUGCUCACAGCCACGAAUUCGUCCCUGGUCGAUGCCCAGAAACUGGUUGAUGCCGCAGAACACUAUGGCAACGAGAAUACCUACACUGGGUUCGGGUACGAUGGAGAACCCCCCAGCCGCAUAGACUACAUCCUCCUGGGACCUGCAGACAAGCCUGGAGCCAUCAACUCUUCAGGCCAGCCGCAGAACGCAGCCAUCCCAUGGGGUCUGCAGGGUUACGCCGUCCUACCUAACCGCUUCGAUGACGGCGUCUUCAACUCUGACCACCGGGCGGUCGUGGUAGAUGUUGUGUUGACCUGA